Penicillium verhagenii is the source of this 1989-nucleotide messenger RNA. RefSeq names its product AAA family ATPase CDC6. Gene Ontology annotation, molecular function: DNA replication origin binding; ATP hydrolysis activity; ATP binding. The record is from RefSeq and is a predicted model, not a curated record. Lineage: Eukaryota; Fungi; Ascomycota; Eurotiomycetes; Eurotiales; Aspergillaceae. Gene Ontology annotation, cellular component: nucleus. Gene Ontology annotation, biological process: DNA replication initiation; mitotic DNA replication checkpoint signaling; cell division. The coding region runs from base 1 to 1989 and encodes 662 amino acids. The transcript is spliced from 3 exons.
AUGGCAACUACAAUUCUUGGCAAGCGCACUCGCAAUGCGGUAGAAGCGGAAGCGCUCCCCGUGCGGACCGCAAGCAAGCGCCGAACUGUUGCACCCCGGGCCCAUCAUGAGGUCGACGCUGCGCCUAUUCGUCGAACCCGCUCAACUCGCCUCACUACAAAGAUCCAGGAUGCAGAGCAACCGUCUGACCAAGAAAAUGGAGAUGUCAUUAAGAAAAUCUCAGAAAAGGCGCAUUCCAAACACACACUGCGCGAUGACCAGGGUGGGUCUCCGACAAAGAUCAAGUCCCAUUUCCGCACCUCGAAGCUUGUGGAGGAUGAGAAACCCGAGAUCCCCGACAAGCUUGACAAGCUUGACAAGCUUGACAAGCUCACGGUACCCGCUCCUCCGAUCGAAUUUAAGACCCCGCAAAAGGCUCGCUUCCGGGACGCGCUCCAGCAAUCACCUGUCACUCCUCGCCACCGGGUGCAAGUGGGAGCUAGAUCUGUGACGCCGCGUACCCCUCGACAUGCCGAUCUUCUUACUCCUCGCCCGAGUGCGACCCCGACCACCACACAAACUGUCUAUUCGCAAGCCCGACAACUCUUUGCCCGUGGCGCUACAUCCGGUCGACUCGUAGGACGAGAAGCGGAGCGUGAAAAGGUUGCCACUUUUCUUGAGGAUUGUGUUGACUCCCAAAAAGGUGGAUGUCUCUAUAUCAGUGGACCGCCUGGCACAGGCAAAAGCGCUAUGGUUAAUGAAGUAUGCCAGGACAUGGAUCUAUUCAAUGUUAAAGUUUCCCACGUCAACUGUGUUAGUAUGCGAAACUCUCGCGAUGUUUACAGCAAACUCAUCCAAGAUUUCGGUGACGAAAACGAGGUAUUCAAGAAAAGCGAAGCGGACCGAUUGAAGGACAUGUUCAUUCCAUCGAAGGCAAAUGGUCUAUUCCUAGUCAGUCUGGACGAGAUGGAUCAUUUACUCCAGGGUGACUCCGGUGUACUUCAAUCUUUGUUCGAAUGGUCUUUGCACAGCAAGUCCACUCUUGUCCUCAUCGGUAUUGCCAAUGCAUUGGAUUUGACCGACCGAUCCUUGCCACAGUUAAAAGCCAAGAACUUGAGACCCAUUCUUCUUCCAUUCUUGCCCUAUAAUGCUACUUCGAUCGCCGGUGUGAUCACUGCUCGUCUCAGAUCGUUGCUUCCCGUGGGUGCGGACUCCGAUCCUAAAUUCGUACCUUUCUUGCAGCCGGCAGCGAUUCAGCUUUGCGCAAAGAAAGUUGCUUCGCAGACGGGUGAUCUUCGCAAGGCCUUUGAGUUGAUCAAGCGCGCUAUCGAUGUCAUUGAGCAGGAAACAAUCCUGAAAUCAGAGAAACAAGCUGCUGCCGAGUCAAAUCUGUCUGUCCUAGUCGAAAACGAGAAUCUUUCAUCGCCUUCCAAAUCAGGCUCUGCUCCUCGGCCUACUGCCAUGUCUACUUAUACAGCAAUGACAGCACCUCGCGCUAGCAUCGCCCACAUUGCCCGAAUCACAACCGCUGCUUUCGGACAGGGCACUGUACAACGACUUAAAAACAUCAACCUGCAACAAAAAGCUGCCAUUUGUGCGUUAAUUGCACUUGAGCGUAAGCGUCGUGAAAUGGAAAUCCACAGCACCCCCUCCAAAACUCGAUCAACUGCUCCAACUGUGAAGCAGGCCUUUGACACAUACUGCACACUUUGCCGCAAUGAUAACAUUCUCCACCCCUUGACUGCGACUGAAUUCAAAGAUGUCCUAAGCAAUCUUGAAACAAUGGGCCUAGUGGGAGACUACCAGGGCCGGGGCCGUGGUGGUACAGUUGCCGGUGGCUCAGAUGUUCGCCGAACUCCUUCAAAGUCAGGAAAUGUGAUGUCAACCCCUCACAAGGCAAUGAACGAGCAAGGUCUUCUCUGCUUUGUGUCCCAGUCCGAAAUCGAAAGUCAAAUUGCCGGACCUGGUGAAGGUAUUCUCAGGCGUCUGCUUCGUGGCGAUGGACUGUGA